AUGGAAUCAUCAGGAAAUGAUGACAAUGAUAACAGGCCACGAGAAAAUGUCUCUGCAUCUUCCCAGACUCCUGUCCAAAGGUACAUACAAAAGACCCUAUCAGUAGUCCUGGACGAGCUUUCCUCCUCGGACGGCCGACCCUCCAUUACACUGAAGCAAAGAAACAGAAAGCCUGCAUUUCUGUUCGUCAAUCCGCAAACAAUGGCCCUCGAGACCAGAGAGACGCAGAUGCAUACCACUUACACCUGGCCUGGCAGUGAUGCCAACGAAGCCUGGAGAUUUACUGUCGCAUUUCGAGUUCUCACAGCCAUUGCAGAAGCAGUUCAAGCGGGUUUGGUAGUUUCUAAGAGAGACAUAUACUACAGUGACCCUCCUUGUUUCGGCUCUCAGAAAGUCGUCGACGCACUUGUUGAUGACUUUGCGCACACAAUGGAGGUGGAUAGGGCUGCUUUAUAUGUGGAAGCAGCGGCAAAAGGGCUCGUCGGGGGAUAUUACCAGCUAAGCAUGAGAAACCACGAAGUAUUGGAUGCACGGUUCUCGAACCAGGAUGCAUUGAUACCAAGGGUGCAAGAUAUCAAUAAGAUUGACAUCACAGCCGUCGACUGGGUAUUGAUUCUAGAAAAGGAGGCUGUAUACCGCCGACUCGCAAGCAGCAACUACCACAUCAUCUCUGCAGCGGGCAAGGGUAUCCUAGUAACAGGCAAAGGGUAUCCCGAUCUAAAUACCCGAGCCUUCAUCCGUAAACUCUUCGACUGUCGCAACCAAUCAACCCAAAGACCGCGUUUUUAUGCUCUAGUUGACAGUGACCCCGACGGCAUGGCCAUCAUGGCCACCUACAAAUACGGCUCCGUGGCCUUUGCGCACGAGAACCGAAACCUGAAUAUUCCCGGCCUACACUGGCUAGGACUCCGAACAUCGGAUGUCAUUUCCGGGGCUGAUCCGCAUGGCGAUGAUGCGCUGAUCCAUCUUACAGAAAGAGACCGGAAGAAAGCCAUCGCCAUGCUGGGUAAGAACCCCAUCUGGGCGGCCGAUGGACCGGAGCCGGAAUGGCGGGCCGAGCUGCAGCAAAUGCUCAUGCUGAAUGUCAAAGCCGAGACGGAGAUUCUAUACGACAGGGAUGGGGGGCUAGUUGGAUGGCUUGACCAGAGGUUGGUAUCCCAGUGA
This is a messenger RNA of Aspergillus sclerotioniger CBS 115572, 1164 nucleotides long. Its product is annotated as putative meiosis-specific topoisomerase Spo11. The coding region runs from base 1 to 1164 and encodes 387 amino acids. The transcript is spliced from 7 exons. Gene Ontology annotation, molecular function: DNA topoisomerase type II (double strand cut, ATP-hydrolyzing) activity; ATP binding; DNA binding. Gene Ontology annotation, cellular component: nuclear chromosome. Lineage: Eukaryota; Fungi; Ascomycota; Eurotiomycetes; Eurotiales; Aspergillaceae. The record is from RefSeq and is a predicted model, not a curated record. Gene Ontology annotation, biological process: reciprocal meiotic recombination; meiotic DNA double-strand break formation; meiotic DNA double-strand break processing.